AUGUUGACCCAACAUUUCCUCGUCCUCUUUGGUCUGCUUCCUCUCCUAGUCAUCUCGACGCCUCUCCAACCUGAGCCUCUACACACUCUGCCACUCAAAAAGAUCCCAAUUGCGAGAGAAGGCGAGCACCCCUUGGCUGCUUUCGAAAGGCAUCAGAAAGCCGCUAUCAAGCGGAUGCAUAGGUAUAAGAGACUCGUGCCAUCUUCUGAAGAGGAAUUCCUUCAAAGAAAUCUCGAGAGAAGACGAGCCAUCGAGUCAGAUCCCAGGCUCGACAAGAGGAUGUACAUCCCCGAUAACCCACUUCCCUCUCUUCCCCAACGGGAGAAGAGAAUAUGGUGGCCACCUACCGAUACCUCUGCUAAUCCCACUCCGACUGGGGCUAUCCCACAUGUGGCUGCUGAGGUGAACAGGACAGGCGGUAGAGCAGCCGUAGCAACAGCCACAGUGAAAGCUUCUGGAUCCAACGCCAAUGGGUUCUCAGAAGUUGCCAUCCAAGCUUCACAGGAUGUCUCUCUCAAGAAUAGUGACAGUGAAUUGAUUCAAGGUGGUUUGGAUUAUAUCAUCGAAGCUAAUGAUAUUGGUUACCUCAGUGAGAUCCAGAUUGGUACACCGGCUCAGACUUUCUUGAUGAUUAUGGAUACGGGUAGUGCAGAUACAUGGGUACCUUCUACGAGUUGUGGAGUAGCCAAUUGUGGUGAUCAUACUGCCCUCGGAGCAGAUAACAGCGAUACCUUCCAAGCAUCUCAAACCCAGUUUCAAGUGACCUAUGGAUCGGGAGCAGUGGCCGGUGUUUUAGCUGCGGACUCGAUGACUAUAGCUGGUAUGACCGUGGUCAACCAUGUGAUGGGCGUAACACUUCAAGAGAGUGUACAGUUCUCAGCUAGCAAUGUUCCAUUCGACGGCUUAGUAGGAUUAGCUUUGGGUAAACUUUCCAAUCAAGGUGUACAGACUCCACUCGAAUCACUGGCUUCUACAGGACUGAUAAAGAAUCCGAUUUUAGGUAUAGCUCUGGGAAGAUUGAACGAUGGAGAGAAUAACGGAGAAUUAGUAUUUGGUCAAGCUAACACUGCCAAACUCGAUGCAACUACCACUCAAACACUCCAGGUGACAAGUCAAGAAGGGUUUUGGCAGGUUGAUAUGGCUGCUGUGACUAUUGAUGGUACGAAUGCUGUAACAGGUAGACAAGCUAUCUUAGAUACUGGUACCAGUCUGAUGAUUGCUCCUCCUGCCGAUGCUGCUGCUUUCCAUGCUCAGAUCAAUGGCGCUGCCGACGUCGGAGGCGGUAUGUUCUCUAUACCUUGUACGAUCGAUCAAGAAAUAACCAUGACAUUUGGAAACGUCGCUUUCCAGAUCGACGUUCGUGAUCUCCUCUUCCAACCUCUUUCCAACGACUUGACAGGCGACUGUCUCUCAUCCAUUUCAGCAGGGACGAUCAAGGACGACGUAACGUGGUUACUAGCUAGAACAGAUUCACCCGGGAGUUCAAGUUUUGCUAUUGCAGCCGCAGCCACCGGGGUUGCCAAUAAUGCUAUGAACGUACAAUCCAAUUCUACCAAUCCGACUUCAUCAUCCACUUCCACUUCGUCAGGUGAAGCAUCGUCCACUGCUUCAAAUACUGCUGCUGUCAGUCUCAUCUCUGCGAUCGCUGCGCUGUUAGCUGGAAAGAAUCUCUAG
Messenger RNA from Kwoniella botswanensis, 1674 nucleotides. RefSeq lists its product as uncharacterized. Gene Ontology annotation, biological process: proteolysis. NCBI's taxonomy places the organism in Eukaryota, Fungi, Basidiomycota, Tremellomycetes, Tremellales, Cryptococcaceae. The transcript is spliced from 15 exons. Gene Ontology annotation, molecular function: aspartic-type endopeptidase activity. Bases 1 to 1674 code for a protein of 557 amino acids. The record is from RefSeq and is a predicted model, not a curated record.